AAACGCAAAAGCGAAUUCGUCAAAAAUAGGAGUGGUCAGCUGGCGCCAACCACGGUAAUUUUGGCGACAUCAGGCUGGCGCCAAAACUGGACACACCAGUCAGACACUGGCGUCCUUAAGCUAAGCGACUGGAGCCAUGGCGAGUUUUCAAAAGUUGAAAUUGAGUUUGACGUGGCCAAGAGUGACCUUCUCUGUUAUUACUGCCGCUAAUGCUACACAAUCAGCUGUGAAUCGCCUACCGGCAUUUUCGGCUGCGAUCGUGGAGACUGAAUGUGAAAGAUGGAACAAUUUGACGUCUAGCCUGUGGCGCCUGCGUUGGCGAAUUGUUGCCGCCAUUUCGAGAACGGCGCCUGCUGCGGAGUACAGUCAAAAGUCAAUGUGGAAUGCGUUCACUCGCUCAUAUCCACAGUACUCGGGUUGGUCCUCAUCGACAGUUGUACUCGUGGUGGUGGUAGUGGUGGUGACAGCGGUACUGCCCUGGGAUACGCGUACUGUGAACAUCACUUGUACUUGUGUCCGUUGUCAUCCUCCCAAACAACUAGUCUUAAUAAUACGCUAUGUCUGGUGUUGCACUUUCGGAAUUAAUAAUCGAACUUCGACUUCCCCAACAUGUCUAUCAAGCAGCUUUUAUUAUUUUAAGGGAGUUAAAGGUGCUCCCAGUAUUCAACAACCGAAACUAUCUAGUACUGUGCUUCUGCAUACAUGCAGCCGACAAAUCAACUGCGCUAUUUCACUCGGGACGGCUCAUGCACCCCAGUCAUCGAGGGGGGUCACCUUCGUCUCUCACAACGCACUCAUCAAGCAACCAAAAUUGCCAUACAGUUCGCAACGGAGCUUUGGGAAAUACACUCAGUUGUUAUUUUGGUGGAUUUACCUGUCUGUUAUGUGUUUGUACGUCACUGCUCAUCAGUCAGAAAGGAGAACGCAAAACCCAUCCGCCGAAACUCCAUAUUCGAGGUUCCCCAGCGUCCCUUCAAUAGGAAGAAGCUCGCCUGUCGUCGAGGGAAAGACAGAUAACCUGAGGCUAACUGAUGCAGAUCCUCAUGAGACUCCCAGAUAUAUGUUUAAAAUGCAUGAGAGACACAAGAGAGAAUGGUGGGAUUAUGGUCAGUUCGAGGACAACUGCCUGACACACCCGAUGUACAGGCAACUAUCAAGUGCUUCUGGAACGUCUGAGGGUGUGCAGAUUAUGGGGCGUCUGGGAGCUGUCACAGCCGUUAGGCAUCACAAACACGUCGACACCACCGAGUGGCACCCAAUUUACUCCAGUCAGAUGCUCUCCCAAAAACGCCGUUCCUUCCACCUAUCCUCUACGCACAGGCCAACAGAGCACCGGUUAUUGUUUCAACUGGCCGACAUGCCUCCCAAUGAACACCUCCUGGCUGCCAGUAUCCGUCUUCGUUACGUGCCCGGUGACCACGCAUAUGGGUCAAAAUCAGGCAGAUCACACAGGCGUUGUCAUUCUGCUACACGAUACCAUCAGUGGCCAAUCCUCAUGUGGCUUCACUAUUCCCAGCCGCACCAAAAAGCACGGUUCGAUGUCCAGACAGUUGGCUGGUUCGAACCGGACGUGACGCUGUGUUAUCAGUCCAUAGAUGAGAGUAAAAGAGCACUGUUGCACCUUCCUUCCGGAUGGUUCAACGUUCCUCUGAGUCAAGCCGUUCUGGAUAUGCUGAAAAGUGUCAGCGCAAUGCCUACUGACGGCCCCAAAUUGGUUUCCAUCCAAGUGCUCAGUGUGACUUCUAAAUUGCACACGAACGAAUCAAGAGAGAACCAGUUAAGAGUGAAGCGGAACACCUUGGACAGUCAGUUGAGUGAACAUUGGCUUCACGAAGCACCACACCUGAUAACUUUUCAUAGAGACCCAACAUUGGUGGAGUAUGUAAAACGAACUCGUCGAUCAGUACCAGAAGCGACGGUGACGGAUUCCGCUAAUGCUGCCACCGGCCCAGACAGCGGAUUGAGGAGCAAGUUACGUAACGGAAACUCGUUCGCUGAACAGCCAAAGAUGUUUGCAUCUGUUGUCGAUUCCAAACUGUCUGGCCCACCUCAAAAGGUUCGACGACGGAGGCGAGCAUUGCAGCAGCGGCACCGGAGCCGUCAGAGCAGAGGUUAUUGGAACGCGAAUGAUGCGCCUCGGAAGCCGUCCCAAUAUCAGUACUACGCAGACAAUGACGGUGGAAACAGUGGCUCAGACGAGAUUUAUGGAGGGGGCACGAGAAAAAGUGACCAAUACACCUACGAAAGCCAACCCAACUUUGACCAACCAGAGUUGCCAAUCAACUCGCCGAAUUAUUUAGAAACGGUCUGUCAACGAAGAGAAUUGAUAAUCGACUUUGCUGCGAUUGGAUGGUCCGGGUGGGUUAUCGCUCCGCGGACCUACAACGCUCGUUAUUGUCGUGGCCACUGUCCAUUUCCUCUAUCCACUCACUACAAUACGACAAAUCACGCUAUACUAUUACAACUAGUCCAUCUACUCGAUGUCGCUCGAACAACAGGACCAUGUUGUGUGCCGAACCAACUCUCAUCGCAAUCGUUGUUGUAUCACAGUCAGAAGGGUGAUGUUGUGCUUCGUGUGUAUCAAGACAUGGUUGUCGAAAGCUGUGCAUGCCGGUGAUGAAAUCACAUGAGUCACAGUCCGACAUACUGUACAUAGCAUUACUUCAACUAGCCAUUCGAUGCCUUGCAAAGUUAACCACGAGCAAUCGAAAAAAAAGUUCGACGUAUGAACUGGAAAGCUAUCAGUCUUUCAUAAGCAUGUAGAGUAAACGGCAGAGAAACGCAAUGGAAGCAAUCCGUCAUUGUGGUUAUCUGGACGCGUCGAUGGCUUAUAUCCGCUUUUAGAAGUUCCACCAUUUACUGCAAUCUGGUACCAUAUACGUGUACGAGUUCUGGGAAGCCUUUGUCCCCCACCACGUACUAUAUCCGAUAACACUGUCUACGGACACAGAUGAGGGAGAUCGUUUGAUAUACUGCAUUACUGCUUCGAUUUCCCUUUGUCUCCACAACUAAUUGUUGUAACCCAAACAGACCUACUGAACUAGGUGUACGGAGAAAUGAAAAAACAGCAUGUCACAAUAGGAACCUCCCUUCCUAAUCACCCCAGUGCACUGAUCCAAAAUUAUCUACCACAUCCAUCCACAACUGUGUACACAAUUACCAUUUUGUUGUUCUU
Messenger RNA from Dicrocoelium dendriticum, 3175 nucleotides. The record is from the annotation of a GenBank genome assembly. NCBI's taxonomy places the organism in Eukaryota, Metazoa, Platyhelminthes, Trematoda, Plagiorchiida, Dicrocoeliidae.